AUGUCUGCUGUAGCUAAAUCCACCGCCACCAAGUUGGACUGGGCCAAGGUCAUCUCCACCCUCGGUUUGACCGGUGCCACCGCCUCUUCCUUGACCUCUUUCAAGAAGAGAAACGAUGAAGCCAAGAAGGAGUACAUCUCCCUUUCUGAACAAAGCACCACCGUUGACUUUGCUCACUACAGAUCCGUCUUGAAGAACACCAAGGUCAUUGACGAAGUCGAAAAGGCCGUUGCCGCCUUCAAGCCAACCACAUACGACGUCUCCAAGACCAUCAAGACCAUUGACUUGUUUGAACAAAAGGCCUUGGAAAACGCCAAGUUGACCGAAAAGUCCGUUGUUGAAGAAAUCAAGCAAUUGCAAGAUACCUUGAAGGACAUUGAAUCUGCUAGACCAUUCGACCAAUUGACCGUAGACGACGUGUCGGCCGCUAGACCAGACUUGAACGAAAAGGUCACUUACAUGGUUAAGAACGGUAAGUGGAACGUUCCAGGCUACAAGGAAAAGUUUGGUGACUUGACUGUUAUGUAG
Messenger RNA from [Candida] anglica, 528 nucleotides. The record is from the annotation of a GenBank genome assembly. NCBI's taxonomy places the organism in Eukaryota, Fungi, Ascomycota, Pichiomycetes, Serinales, Debaryomycetaceae.